GCAGAUGCCGCCGACGCUCGACGGACAGCUGACGAUCGAGAAGACGCCAUCUUACUUCAUCACGCGCGAGGCGCCGCGCCGCAUCGCCGCCAUGUCGCGCGACGUCAAGCUGAUGAUCGUCGUCCGCGACCCGGUGACCCGCGCCAUCUCGGACUACACGCAGACGGCGAGUAAGCGGCGGUCCGUCGCUCCGCAGCGGCCCUUCGAGUCGAUGGCGUUCACGAACCGCACGACGGGCCUCGUCGACACGUCGUGGAGCGCGAUCAAGAUCGGCGUCUACGCGAAGCACCUCGAGCGCUGGUUGAGACACUUCCCGCUGUCUCGAGUGUGCCUCAUCAGCGGCGAGAAGCUCAUCGCCGACCCGGCCGCCGAGAUGCGACGCGUGCAGGACUUCCUCGGUCUCAAGCGGGUCAUCAGCGAGAAGCAUUUCUACUUCAACGAGACGAAGGGGUUCCCGUGCCUCAUGAAGGCGGAGCGCAGCGGCAGUCCGCACUGCUUGGGGAAGACGAAGGGACGCACGCACCCGCGCAUCGACCCGCAGGCGGUCGCGCGGCUCCGCGACUUCUACCGGCCGUUCAACAUGAAGUUCUACCAGAUGACCGGCAUCAACUUCGGCUGGCCGUGACCCCGCCGUGACCCCGCCGUGACCUCGCCGUGACCCCGCCGGUGCUGCGCCCUGUCGUGAUGAUGCGGUCGUCGGUGUUCGACGCACCGAUUAGAACCCUGGCGAUGGCGGAGGUUUGCGCUCGUGGCGCCCCCUCCCCAGUCGCCGCCGAGGGAACAAGCGAACGUCGUCGGGCGAACGAAUUAUCCGCAGGGGAGAUGCGCUACCUCCGAUGGGACGGAGCGCCCUCUGUUGACUGAGGCACGUCUCUAGUGGCGCCCUCUGUGAUGUAUGUGGUGCCCCCUGCCGAUGUAGACUGAGAAUGCGCAUAAUCCCAAGAGAUCCCCCGUCACUCCCUAAACUAGAAAUGAUCCCUCCCACUCCCUAGCUGGGAUAGUUCCUCCUUCCCUAGCUGAGAAAAAUCCCUCCUACUCCCUAGCUGGGAUAGUUCCUCCUUUCCUAGCUGAGAAAAAUCCCUCCUACUCCCUAGCUGGGAUAGUUCCUCCUUCCCUAGCUGAGAAAAAUCCCUCCUACUCCCUAGCUGGGAUAGUUCCUCCUUUCCUAGCUGAGAAAAAUCCCUCCUACUCCCUAGCUGGGAGAGUUCCUCCUUCUUCCCUAGUUGGGAGAGUUCUAUCUCACUCCCUAUCUGGGAAAGAUUCCUCUUAUCCCUAUCUGGGAUAGUUCCUCCUACUUCCCUAGCUGGGAGAGUUCUAUCUCACUCCCUAUCUGGGAUAGUUCUAUCUCACUCCCCAUCUGGGAAAGUUCCUCCUACUCCCUAGCGGGGAUAGUUCUAUCUCACUCCCUCCCUAUCUGGGAAAGAUCCCUCCUACUCCCUAUCUGGGAUAGUUUCUCCUUCUUCCCUAGCUGGGAUAGUUCUAUCUCACUCCCUAUCUGGGAAAGCUCCCUCUCCCUUACCUAUCCUGUCUAACCCGCACAAGGCGUCUGCCAGAAAAUUCAUACUUGCGUUGCGAAGGUAGCAGAUCGUAACCCGAUUGACUAUUGAUAUAUUUAUCGCUGAAUUUUCUCAG
Priapulus caudatus is the source of this 1632-nucleotide messenger RNA. RefSeq names its product heparan sulfate glucosamine 3-O-sulfotransferase 3B1-like. The coding region runs from base 5 to 625 and encodes 206 amino acids. Lineage: Eukaryota; Metazoa; Priapulida; Priapulimorpha; Priapulimorphida; Priapulidae. The transcript has a single exon. The record is from RefSeq and is a predicted model, not a curated record. Gene Ontology annotation, molecular function: [heparan sulfate]-glucosamine 3-sulfotransferase activity.